Messenger RNA from Thrips palmi, 657 nucleotides. Lineage: Eukaryota; Metazoa; Arthropoda; Insecta; Thysanoptera; Thripidae. The record is from the annotation of a RefSeq genome assembly.
AUACAUUACUACAACAUUUUUUUAAAUUCAAGAAGAAUCACAAUCUCAGUAAUAGAAGAAUUUCACGAUUACACAAACCUUUUUUUAUCUAUAAUUAUCACAUUUAUUCUUAUAAUUAUCGUGAAGUUAACAAUGUCUAAAUUUACAAAUUAUAAUUUCAAAGAAAACACAAACUUAGAAAUUAUUUGAACAAUCUUACCAAUGUUAAUUCUAUGUUUAAUUGCUUAUCCAUCAUUAUACUACUUAUAUCUAUUCGAUUUAAAUAUAAAUCCAACGAUUUCUGUAAAAGUUUUUGGAGCACAAUGAUACUGAAUUUACGAAAAUUUUGAUUCAAUUAGAGGAAAUUCCUAUAGAUCUUAUAUAGUUCCCGACAAUGAAUUAUUAAAAGACAAUUUAUCUAAUUUAGGAUGACGACUUCUUAUAACAGAUACACGAUUAAUCGUUCCAUUUGGAACCGAAGUACAAUGUUUAACUACUUCUCUAGAUGUAAUCCAUUCAUUUUCAAUUCCUGAACUUGGAAUUAAAGUCGAUGCAAUUCCAGGACGACUUAACUCUGUAAAUUUUAAAGUUACUAAACCGGGUCUAUACUAUGGUCAGUGUGCAGAAAUUUGUGGAACAGGACAUUCAUUUAUACCAAUUUGUAUAGAAGCUAUCUAA